This is a messenger RNA of Papilio machaon (common yellow swallowtail), 750 nucleotides long. RefSeq names its product pulmonary surfactant-associated protein A (gene CTL6). Lineage: Eukaryota; Metazoa; Arthropoda; Insecta; Lepidoptera; Papilionidae. The coding region runs from base 1 to 750 and encodes 249 amino acids. The record is from RefSeq and is a predicted model, not a curated record. The transcript is spliced from 3 exons.
AUGUUACUUUUAAUUAUUACUUGCGUUAUAUUUAGUAGCGUGCAAGCCAUCAGUAAAUGUUCAAAUGAUGAGCCUCAAGUAAAUCCAGAAUUUUACCUUGUUAAAAAAUGUCACAGAUCUAAACUAAUUGUAUCAGCUAGAGCUAACUUAGCUAAGUUAUCGAGCUGUAAACGAUUUGCUCGAGAGAAGAGGGGUCUAUCUUUUAACUUUAGCCCUCAAGUAGGUGGAAGACGUUUAGAGUAUACUUGUGAAGUGUUACAGUGCGCAGAAAUAUCUACUGGUUCGUCACUAACUAAUGAUUCUAGAUAUGACUAUUACAGCUUGUUUGGAAAUCUUUCAUUAACAGUAAACUGGACUUGUGUUCCUUCGUUGGGCUUGUUCUAUUUUAUCUCGAAGAAAAGGACUUUUUCAGAAUCGAUAGACAUAUGCCGUAAUCAGAGCAGUGUUUUAGCUUAUGUCACUUCUGAAGAUAAAACUAAUGCUCUGGCUAAACUGUUAGCAGAUGUUGGCUCGGAAGAGGCAUACAUAAACCUAAAACGAGACAACAGCAGCGAUUUUACUGCUUCAAACGGUGAUUUACUUGAGUGUGCAUCUUACCGUGCAUGGGCUCCUGGUCAUCCAAGGAAAAGGGGUAAAGCGGAUUGCGUGACAGUCACCAGACAUCGCACUUGGCGAACUGUGUCUUGUGAAGAACAACUGGAAGCUAUAUGUGAAUUUAUUCCUAAAAAAAUGUUGUUAGACCGUGUUUAA